UGGCCUCGGCCUUUCAUAGUUUUCAUGUCCUUUGUGGGCGGCCGAAACUGAAAGCUCAAAGACGAAGCAGCCAACCUCAAACUCAAACUCAAACUCCAACUCAGAAAGAUCUAAUGGCGUCUCAAAGCCUCUCAACGAUUAGUUUAUCGCCCACUUGGAGUUGGAGAAGACAACCACCUUCAGCUUCACCCACCACUUCUUCAUCCGCAUCUUUCGCUUCUCGCCGCCGCCGCAGCCACGUCGUCCGUAUGGCCCCGGAGGAAGAGAAGCUCACCCGCCGCAACCCUCUUGAUUUCCCAAUUGAGUGGGAGAGGCCGAAGCCGGGGCGGAGGCCGGAUAUUUUCCCGCAGUUUAGUCCUAUGAAGACGCCAUUGCCGCCUCCGAUGCCGUAUGACCCGCCGGAGGAAGAUGAAGAGGAGGAGGAGAAGAAAGAGGAGGAGGAAGAGCAAGAGCAGGAAGAGGACUCUCCGGAAAAGCUUGACCCAGAGAAGAACAACUCUGUCUUUGGAUUCUGGUAAAACCUGGAUUUGAUUCCCUUUUUGUAUCUCUGAGUUGAGGCUGUUGGUACUUGUAGUGCUGUUGUAGUUAAUAAGGAGUCUGCUUCUGUAUGAGUUGAAUGAUUAUUUAUGAUGAUAUGUGAUGGUGUUUUUUUGGGUAUGAAAUGGUGAUUUUCUUUUGAAUGAA
Messenger RNA from Argentina anserina (silverweed cinquefoil), 684 nucleotides. RefSeq lists its product as uncharacterized. The coding region runs from base 114 to 518 and encodes 134 amino acids. Lineage: Eukaryota; Viridiplantae; Streptophyta; Magnoliopsida; Rosales; Rosaceae. The record is from RefSeq and is a predicted model, not a curated record. The transcript is spliced from 2 exons.